GUUGACAGAAUGAAUCCCAAGAGCGAAGUCCUGGUUGCAGCAGUGCUUGUCCUCAUGCUGCUGGCCUGUGUGGAGUGUCAGUUGACCUUCUCUCCGGACUGGGGCAAGCGCUCGGUGGGCGGAGCUAAUGGCGGUUCUACGGCUUCCUUCUUUGAGCCUGUUCAUGGCAACUGCCGGACCUCCAACGAGAUGCUGCUCGAGAUCUUUCACUUUGUGCAGUCGCAGGCGCAGCUCUUCCUCGACUGCAAACACCGGGAGUAGAAGAGGACGAUGUCCCCCCAACUAGCACACCACACACACGCACACACAUACACAAUACCCAUAUAUUCUAACCCAUAUAUACAUAUAUAUUAUAAUACAGCACGUUAUCAAGGUAGUCGUAGUCGGCAUUUAGAUUUAAUGGAAUUUUCGUUUUCCCAACAAAAACAACAAUAAAUAAGCGCAUCUGAAAAUGUA
Messenger RNA from Drosophila kikkawai, 456 nucleotides. RefSeq names its product Adipokinetic hormone (gene Akh). Gene Ontology annotation, molecular function: hormone activity. Gene Ontology annotation, cellular component: extracellular region. NCBI's taxonomy places the organism in Eukaryota, Metazoa, Arthropoda, Insecta, Diptera, Drosophilidae. The record is from RefSeq and is a predicted model, not a curated record.